Molecule: messenger RNA, 13661 nt
Organism: Podarcis lilfordi (Lilford's wall lizard)
Lineage: Eukaryota; Metazoa; Chordata; Lepidosauria; Squamata; Lacertidae
Source: the annotation of a GenBank genome assembly
GUGUUUUCAUUUUACCAGAGUAGUAGUAGUAACACAGAAUAAUGAUACAGAUGUGUAUUCUUGCUUCUGAAUGCCUAAGAGAGGCGCUCGACAGUAAACUGCCUAUUUCGUUUUCUAUCGCUGUUUUAGGGAUACCUGUGAUGCACGGCUACUGCAAAGUGCUAUCCUACACAGGAGUUAAGUUCCGCCGGCCACCGUGGGGAUUACUUCAGAGUAAACAUGCAUGGGACUUGCCCUGUGGAUCAGGGUCAAAGAAAGAAAACAGCGCAUCAGCCAGCGAACGAGGCCACCGAUUGGCUAGCUGGCCCCCUUUGUCCGGCUCAGGGUGUCAGGUUUCCUCGCGCCGGCUUGGACUGGUCCUGCAUCCGCCAAUAAUGCUUUUGCAGGGUGUCGCCAGUGUAACCGCCACAAACGGCCCCCAACGUGGUCUCGGAGAGUUCGUUGCACGGAACGGGAGAUCUGCAGCUCGCGCGACUUUCCUUUUGCUGCAAGACGAAAUCCUGCAAUCGCAAUCCAAUCCAAUAAUUCCAGCUGCAAAGCUUCAUAGCGCGUUGCGCGCUCGGCCACAGCAGGAGCAGCCGGCGCCAAGAGGCUUGAUUUCCCAGGAGUGCCAAAGUUUAGGCGAUGGGAUCCGCGUUAAGCAGCGACAGUCGGGAGGUGGCGAACCCUCUCCAGGUAGCAGAAGAGGAGAAGCAGCCGCCAGUCCCAUCUUUUGACUGCUCCAUCUGUUUGGAGGUGCUCCACCAGCCCGUAAGGACGCAGUGCGGCCACGUGUAAGUGAAACUCCCCUCCCGGAAUUGGCUCAGGCGGGUGUGGGGAGAGAGUGAAUCCCCAUUCUUUGCAAUGCGAGAAGUCUGAAAUUAUGCUGCGACUUUGUUAGCUGCAGUUCUUUCCAUACUUAUGCUGGGACCAACCAACUUCCGUUUAAUUCUUUUUUCUUUUUUUUAAAGAAAGGGUAUUUGGCCUCCGUUUGGGAUGCGAUAAUAAAACGACCUUUUUUUGGUGGUAUUGCUAAAGAUGCGAGCAGAGAAAGAGUGUGUGCUUUGAUCCAAGUUAGCGCACGAACAAGUAAUUUAACUUGAUAUUUGCAUGCGACGGAUUCCGUUCAGAAACAGAAUCCGAGAUCUAGGCGAUUGGCAUUAAAAGAUGUACCUUCUUUCUCUUCAUUCCCUUUAAUAUUUUGGGGAAAACAAGCUUUAAGUAAGAUAUUUGGGUCGGGGAAGAAGUGAUGUGUGAUCCGAAUUUAUUUAGAUUUGUGAGUUGGUGUAGUGUAGUGGUUGAGCCAGUACAAACAUUUCUGAUCUACACUACACUGCUAUCAAGAUGUGAAUACCUUACAGAGUUGUUGCAAAAAUUACAAGAGAAUGGAUGUGAUGUGCUUGGACACUUGAAAGCACUAUAAAAGUGUCACAUACUUUUUGGAGAUUUCUUUUGAGUUUCUGGGCCUGUUUUAACUUUCCCCAAAUGGAAUUGCUUGCAUUUUAUUUUAUCAAGGAACAAAGGAUCCAUUUAAUUGCGUUGUCCUCAGUUUGCUGAUAUGUCUUAAAUAUAAAUUAAUAUGCAUGUGGGUAUAAAAUACCAGUAUGUUUGUUUCUUUCGUUUGUAUAUUUUGAGAAGGAAGCAUCCCGAGUUCUUAGAAGUAUCCUUUUUGUAAAUUUUUAAUGGCAAAAUUCAACCACUAUUUCCCCUGAGAAAUUUUGGUUGAAAAAAAUCUUUAAAAAACCAUGAUAUUCUAAAACAAGGGAGGAACACUCCCAGAUUUGGAAAGUCUUUCCCCAUAUUUUUAUUCAGUGAUGAUGUUGAUUCUAUGGUGCAAAUAUUGGCGCAAAUCUGUUCACUGUCAAUAUUCCAAAAUAUUGCAAUUCUCCCAAUGUAGGAAAAGAAAAAGAAAAAUCAGAGUUGCCCCCCAUGCCUGCCUGUGGAUGGGCUAAAAUUUAUUUUCCUUAACAAAUUUAGGUCAAGCACAUACAAGGUUGAGACAUUGUUAUUAAUGUAUAGAUGCCCCUUUCCAUAUUAAAGGAAAGGCCUAACUGUUGAAUCAUUAGCAGCCACAAUUGCAUUGUUUAACUUUUUAAACUCUACUAAAAUGUUUGAAUCUUGCACAUGCUGUUAAGCAUUCAGUGGGAGAUAUUCAGGCAAGAAACAAAACAUGUUCUGAAUAGCUUUUUUAUAUGCCAAAACCACCAUUUUUACUCCCUAGUGAAGACUGGAUAUUGAAAAGAACAAAUUUGUAAGGAAAAGCUGCACUUGGCUUGUGUCUUCUUUACAUUCCAUCUGGGGGCCUGGGUCAGAUGUAAGAGCCAUCCAUCCCAUGGUUUGACUGUUGUGAAUGCCUUUCAUGCUCACAAGCUACAAUUCCUCCCCCUCUCACUGAUUCAAUCAAGUACAGAUUGAUUCAAUCAAGUACAGAUUGAUUCAAUCAAGUACAGAUCCUUUGCCAGCCAAAUUGUUCAGGCCAUCUUGUCUCAACCUGCCUGGUAUGAAUCAUACAAACUAGGCACACUUGUAUUUAUUUAUUUACUGUUCUUGCAUGCCACCAUUUCUCCUUCGGGAGCCUAUUUUCCCUGGUGGAGUAAUGGAUGGAGUGACAGUAUGAACAACCCAUAGGGCUAUGGAAUUUGGUGUCUGGCAGACCCCAAUAAAAAAGUUUUAGAAAUCUUCACUCCAAAGCCAUUUUCAGAAGCGAGCUUGUAACUUGACUAAGACCUGUAUUGUUGCACAUUUCUGUAGCACCCACCUACAUACAUGUUUAAAAUAUAUAAAUCUGCAUAUUUCAAUGUAUGUGGUAACAAUCCUGGCACUAAUUCUGCUUGGAGCAGAAUUAUUCAAGCGGACCUGCUGCCAUACCAGAAACAAUGAACAAAUGUGAGAUUUUGUGUUUCUUCUGGAACAGCUAAUUCAAUCAAUCCAUCUUUAUUGAGGUCAAAGACCAGACAGCAAAGUUUACAACAACAACACUAAUUCACAAUGCAAUGCUGCAAGGAAUUCUGCGGUACAUUGUUACUUCCUACAGGGACACUUCAUUUCAUGCUGCUAAAACCAGCAAAAAUCUUGAGUCAGUCCUGUAUACUAAAAAAGUUGAAAGGUCUGAUGCCCUAAGCCAAGAAGGUGGAUAGUCUACCAGCUGCAGUUGAAUGGUAUGCCUCUGUGUUGCUUCUGUGUUAUGUGCAAAUUCAGAUACAUAUAAACAGCUGGCACUUGCACUUGAUCUUUGUAAAUAUCAUUUGCAAGUUCAGAAUGAUGGAUGUAACCCAAGAAGUAGGUUUUUAAAAUUGUAUAACUCUCUAACUUUGCUUAACUUAUUAACUAGGGUUCAUUGUUUAAAACCUUGCACGUGUUUGGAAACCACAAUGAAACUUUCCUUUUGGAUUAAUCUAAAAUAAAACUUCUUUUCAGCUAUGGCUGAGGAGAAGGAUUUGAGUUUGCUCGACUAAUCCUUACUUAGUACAACAAAAAGCCCAUGGCAGCAUUUCCUUUACAGUACAUGUAGAAAUGUUGCAGGUAAAAACAAAACAUUAGCAGGAACUUGUUGUUUGUCUAAAGUCUCACAUGAGCAAUUUUAAGCCCCUGUUUGUAGAAAUGAAGAACAUUACCUAUAGGCAACAGAAUGGUGGAAUACUAAAGCUUAGUAUUUAAAUGCACAAAUAUGGUUGGUAGUUAAGGAGUUAGCCCCAUGGAACUCUGUAGUACCCACUUCUAAAUAAAUAUACCGUAUUGGCCUGAAUAUAAACCUCACUUUCCGCCCAAAUUCUGACAGUGAAAAAUUAAAGUGCGGCUUAAAUUCACAACCUUACGCCACCAGCAAAGCGGCAUGGCUCUCCACCCCCAGGCAGCCUGGGAAUGCGGGCCAUGGCACACAGCCCUCCUGCCACUCCCAGCACCCCUCUAGCUGUUGGGAGGGAGGGGGGAGGCCACCAGCAAAGCGGCACGGCUCCCUCCCAGGAAGCAGCCCGGGAGUGCGGGGCAACGGCACGCAGCCCGCCCACCGCUCCCAAGCCUUCCCCCAAGCACAGGUCAGUUGCAGACCAUGGGACUUGCCCUGAAGCCAACACAAAUAUUUUAAGCACAACAUUUUUUCGUGUUUCGAAGGCACAGAUAUCUGUGUUUGUUCAAUGUGAAUGUAGCCCUAAGGUUAUGGCCUGACCAUAGGUUGCAAAGCAGUGAUGGGUGACCCCCAACUCCUCAAACAGGGUUGGAUCAGAAAUAAGCCAUUCUAUUCCUCAUCCCGUCUGCAAAAGUGAAAAAAGAACUUGGCUUGUUUUUGAGCCAGUCUGAAUUUGGACUGGAGGCCACCAGCAGCAGCCCUAAUCCCCAAGCCUCCCUCCCCUAUCUCCCCAUAAGCCUCCUUGCCUGCCCCCUGCUCCUCCAAAUACCUCCUUCCUUCCCACCCACUCACCUACCCUUUUUCCUGCCUCACAUGCCUGGCUGCUGCUGCUGACACUCUUAAUUUGAGGGGAAACAGGAGCAGGGAAGAGAAAGAGGUCUCUUCGCACCUCCCUCUGGUGCCACAUGCAAGAAGCCCACAGGGAAACUACUGAAAUGCCCCUUGGGAGAAACUACAUUUCCCAGGAUCUACUUAGGGACACAUUUAUUCAGGUAUUUAUUCGGGUAUUGUCUUUUCCCCCUUGAAUUUUAAAGGUGUGGCUUUAUAUUCGGGUGCGGCUUAUAUUUGGGCCAAUACAGUACAUAGGAUUCAGUUUCUAAGCUUUUUCAAGAGUGAUGCUAAAAACACCUUUUCAGUUUGGAAGACAUUACUCGCCAACUGUUUUAUGGAUUAGAAAGUGGAACAGAAUGAAGCUGUUUUAAAAUGAAAUACAUGUUUUACAUUCAGAUUAAAGACAAGAGAAAUAAAAUUUUAAAAAAAGUUUUAAGCUGCAGUCCAACUUCACUUAAUUGGGAGUAACUCCACUGAAUAAUUAGGACUUAAUUCUGAAUAGGCCUGGUCAGGGUUGCACUGAAACUAACCUUUGAAACUUUCAUCACAGAUCCAACAUGUUAUUCUGCUGUAUAACUUAACAACACAACUUUUCUAUAAUGUAGACAGUAGGGUGAAAACACAAGACUGUUAUUCAGUUAAAAGCAUGGGCAUAGCCAGGAUUUAUGUUGGAGGGCAGGCUUUAUGUUGGGAGGGGCAACCUCAGUAAGUUAAGUAUUUUGUAUUGAUUUGCUUGAUGGGGGGUAACUGCCCCUCCCUGCCUUUUCUUGGCUGUGCCCAUGGCUAAAUGGCUAAAAUAAUGCAGCCCUUUUACCUGUUCUUCCUACCUUUGUUGUACAUGAAGGAUGAAUUAAGUCACAUUGUUGCAAACUUUUUAUGGAAGUAAAUUGAACCAACUUCUGAUCAUAGGAAAACAGCCUUAUGCUGAGUCAAACCAUUGGGCCUUCCAGUCCUGUAUUGCUGAUACGGAGUGGCAGCAGCUCUCUGUUUCUGGCAGAAAUCUUUCCCAACCUUGCCUGAAGACACCAGAGAUUGAACCUGGCAUGCAUAUCAUGUGGUCUUCUAGGAGAAACAGCCUUUCCCCUCAAGGCAACUGGUUAAGAAUAGGUCUCAUUGGCGUCCAUAUUGGCGAAAAUGCAGAACUGUUUUGCCCAUAUUGGUUUUGCUGGCUGCAGUAAUAAUUGUGUUGCGUUUUGAUGAAACUGGGUUGCCACAAACAAGGCAUAUGUCAUGGAGGAGCAAAAGGUACAGUGGCAGGAGAGAGAGACAGAGAUAGGGCACAGAAAGGGACAGGUGAUGUGCCAAAAUACCGUAUUUUUCGCUCUAUAACACGCCCCCCCCCACCAUAACACGCACGUAGUUUUUAGAGGAGGAAAAUCCAUAGGCAUGCCACCCGUAGGCAUUUCCUCCAUAACACGCACAGACAUUUCCCCUUACUUUCUAGGAGGAAAAAAGUGAGUGUUAUAGUGCAAAAAAUACGGUAGAUGGAUGGGUCAGAGCAGUGAUGCCCUGGUGCUCAAAGUGCUUGGAAGACAAGGGAGGCCAACAGCAGGUGGAGCCAGAGCCAAUACAGUGGUACCUCUGGUUAAGAACUUAAUUCAUUCCGGAGGUACGUUCUUAACCUGAAACUGUUAUUAACUUGAGGUACUACUUUAGCUAAUGGGGCCUGCCGCUGCCGCUAUGCCACCGGCACACGAUUUCUGUUCUCAUCCUGAGGUAAAGUUCUUAACCCAAGGUACUACUUCUGGGUUAGCGGAGUCUGUAACCUGAAGUGUUUGUAACCCAAAGUGUUUGUAACUGAGGUGUUUGCAACCUGAGGUACCACUGUAAUGGGCAGAACUAAUUCUAGUUUUGUCCCCAUCCUCCUUCUGAAUUCUAGAAGAGCAGCACUGAGGCAGAGGACGAAGCUGACAGGCAAUGCCACCAGCCUGGAUUAGUUUUCAGUAAAAAAAAGGCACACCAAGCACUGUUCAGGUUCCUGUUUAAUUAGCAUCUGCUGCUAUUGCUGCUGGGAGUAAGGGAACUAAUGCUGCUCCACAGCUAGCCCACCUUUUAUCUUCUCCACCUGCCAAAUAUGCACGAACAUUUUAUUUAUUAGGUAUAUUUCAGGGAAGCUUAUGUGGUACUAACGCAACCAACUUCUUUAAAAUAGAGCAUUUCCCAGAACUAUGUAUUGAUUGAGCACUGCUAAGAACCCCAUAGUUCAUUGAUGUCAGCACUUCCCAGAUCAACCUAACAGAUUUGGUGUAAUUCCUUAGUCACACACUUUGUUCAAUAUUCAAGGCUACAGUGGUACCUCGGGUUACAAACGCUUCAGGUUAUGCAUUUUCGGGUUGCGCACCAUGCUGAACCUGGAAGUACUGGAACGGGUUACGGUGCAUGCACAGAAGCGCUAAAUCACGCUUUGCGCAUAAGCGCCAAAUCGCAAGGUUGUGAAUGUGCCUCCCACAUGGAUUACGUCGCAAACCGAGGUUCCACUGUAUUUCCACACACUUCGUUGCAUUUUAAACUUGCGCAGAGGUAGGAAAGGCUGUGGGGGUGAGGGAAGCCCCAAAGGUUUUUUGGUUUUUUUUAAGGGCUCAGGCUUGUUACAGUAGGCUUAGACACAACAUCAGUAAAAGCUUUAGUCAUUUUCCCGGCAUUAUCUCCAGAGCCAUGUGGACACUCCUGGCAGUCUGCCACUAGUCAAACAUAUCCCUGUCAGCUCUUGUGCGCAUGGUGUUAUAGCCAUCGCAAUGUGAUUAUAUCCAGAAAACUGGAUUUCAUCCCGUCAUUUGUGCAAUAAUUUCAUGAAUAAGUAAUUGGCUUCAACUUUCUGUCCUCUACCUUAAUUUUCAUGUACUCUUUAUGUCUGACUGAAGCUGGGAAUAAUCACUGAAGAUGUAUCUGACGACUACUCUUUCAAACCAAGGAUAAUGAUACUCUGCACAUGCUCAAUUUAUUCCUGUGUCUUUUUUAUUUGUAUAUAUGUGAAUCAGGUUAGCACAACAGAAUCUUGCACAAAUAUUUGCAGUGAAACAGCUACAGGCACAGCUCAGCCGAUGUUAAGCACUUGUGAGUUCCACUGAUUUCAGUAAAUGAGUAAAAAUGCCUUUUAUUUACUCUUCUCCAUUAAAUUCAGCAGGACAUUAAAGUGCUUAACCUUUGGCUGGAUGGUACCUCUCUUUUUUUGUUUGUUUGCUUGAAGUGCUUGAUCUCUCCCAUAGUGCUUUACUAAUACUUGGGAGAGUUUGCAGGCGCUUGCAUGUUAAUGAGUAACUUUAACUAAUGCACAGAUAUUCCCAUAACAGAACACACUAUCUUCUGUAGCCUCACUUUAUCAGUGGUCCUGUAGAUUGGGAUUCUCAAGUAAACAAAAUGAUUAACACAAGAACUGAUGUAGAAACCAAUCUUCCUAUAAGGUCAUGUUCACUAGUGAUCAUAACUGACUUUUCAAAUUGCUUUCUUUAAAGUGGUGGUUUGUUUGGAAACAGUAUUUAUUUUUAUCUCUCCGUUAGAUUUUGCCACUCCUGUAUUGCAGCAAGUAUAAGGAAUAACACGUGGACAUGUCCCUACUGCCGGGCGUUUCUUCCUUCUGAAGGGAUUCCAGCAACUGAUAUUACCAAGAUGAUGAAAAAUAGACACCAAAAUUGUACAGAAUGUGGAACACAGGUAAAUAAAUAUUGGCAUUCCAUAAUUUUCUGCCUCAUGGAUUUAAGCAUUCUGAAAUGCAUGGGGAUUUGAAGUUAGCAACCCUAAGCACAUUUACUUGGGAGCAACGCCUAUAGAAUUUUCAAUGUACAUUAUCCCCAAUUUAACAAAUCCUGAUCUUACAUUUGCAUCCUUUACCUUUAGGAAAACUAUGGUAACCAUCACUUUCCCUUUUAACAAUUUAACCUGUAAAGGUUGAAUUUUAACAUAUUGAAUCACUUCAUGUAGUUUAGAAUGAAGAAAUACAAGGCACUUCCGCUUGGAGAGUUUGGGCAACCCAACUACAAUCCUAAGCAUAUUUUGUUGGAAUUAAAAGUGACCUACUUCUGUCUACUAAACAAGCUUCAGGGCUAGUCUGCUAGUGAAUAGCAUUCUGUACAGCAAAAUACUGACACAAUGUUUCUUAAAAUGAAUCUAGGUGCUCCUCAGUGAAAUGCGAGCUCAUCUGAGAACUUGUGACCAGUAUAUAGAGAAAUAUGGGCCCCUACAGGAAGUUGCAUACCCAGACACAAGGUAAAGUGUAUCUUAAUAAAAUAAUGGUGGGAGAAUCUACUCUCAGCUUGGUUUAUAUAUUUAUUCUUUCACAAUCUUAGCCUUCCCUUACCCAAGUGACUUGGGGUGAAUGAUGAUACAGUUUAAAAUCAAAUUAUAACUCACCAUUUUAAAUAAACCAAACAUAGAUCAUUUAGCAGAUACUAAUCUAAAUCUUAACUACUGAUGCCAGGUCAACAAAAAGGCUUUGUGGAACUUCUGUAAGAUUCUCAUACUUUGAACUUGGGCAAAGGCAAGGGAAUUCUGCAGCUGCAGAAAAUAGGUAAUGCUAUACAUGUAUUCACACUUUUAAGGUCAAACAAGUACCUUGAAUUCUGCUUCAAAUACUUAUAUCGAUUCAGUGCAUGGGCAGGACUACUAUUGUAAUGUAAUUCUGGUGACCAAUUCCAAUGUUCAGCAACCUUUGAAGAAACUGUUGGCAUCCUUGAUUGUGGGUGUGUGGGGGUUAAUUUUGGAGAAACAAUUAAACCAUUUCUGUUGUAUGUGUUAGACAGGAAGGCACUGUGCAAAGCAUAGUGUUCUCUGUUCACAAUAUUUAACCAUAUCUUUAUGCCUACAGUCUUUACUUGCAUCAUGUCCCCAUCCCAUCUCCAGUAGAGAGAGACUUGAUGCAGAAUCCUAUUUAGCAGGAGCAAAGUGGCUCACCAUCCAGUUCAGUUGCCAGCUCUAGACUAUAUUGGCUUUUAAUAUGCAACUACUACACCAUCUGUAAAAUGUAAAAAUGCAGCUAAUAUAUAAAUAGUACCUUAUGUGAUUUCAGAUAUCCGUGCCCUUUCUGCCAGUAUUCAUUGGAUGAAGAAGAUUUUCUGGAUCAUUUUCUCACUUUCCACAGAUCUGACAGGAGAGCCGUGGUAAACACCUUAUUUUUUUAGGUUUAAACCGCAUUGUUGUUUAAAUCAAUUAACUGACUGUUUGAAAUAUUAGGUAGCAGCAUAAACUAGAAUAUGCAUAUUUAUGGUCAACUAAUAGGUGAUGAUAGAUAGAUAGAUAGAUAGAUAGAUGAUAGAUAGAUAGAUGAUAUAGUUGCUUCAAGGCAUUCUAUGUAGUAAGUGACAAAUAAAUAUGAUAAAUGAAAAUAUAUGACUUUGCUGCUAUUACAUCCAGAUGAUGUUUCCAGUAUUCCAUGUCACCAAGUUUUAUGUGAUCAGUUUCAGUUGACGCCAUCUUCAUUGAUUAAAGCUAGCCAGAGAGGUUGACUACGUGACUGUGUUGGUUCAGACAGUAGUGAAUGUCUCAUUACAAGGAGGAGUGGUGCCUCUGGCUUUAAAAGAAGCUCUGAUACAAUCUCUCCUAAAGAAGACAACUUUGGAUAAUUAUUGACCAGUUGCUAAUACUCUCUUGGGUAAGGUGAUCAAGAGAGUAGUGUCAGUGCUACUAUAGGCAUUAUUGGAAGAUAACAGUUUUCUUGACCCAUUUCAGUCCGGCCUCAGGAUUGGUUUCAAGAAUAAAUCAGCCUUAGUUGCCCUGAUGGAUUAACUGGGAGAGGGAAAGGGAGAUUGUGACCCUGCUGCUGUUACUCAACCUUUUAGCAUCAGUCAGUUCCAUGAUCUCCUCCUGGGCCAGCUCUGUCAGAUAGCAUAAAAAGAGCACACAAGAAAAAAAAAGCACUCCAUAGCUAGGAACGUGUACCUCAUUUAUGCAACCCCCCCCCCAAAGCAAACCAACAACAUCUAAGCAUGAGAGACUGGUUCACAAGGCAUUUUAUUAGUUGUAUACAAAACAGAACAAGGAAUUAUCUGAAUUUACUGGUAACAAACAUCAGUUAAUAUAUUUUUAGUCACUCAGGAUAUGGAGAUUUUGCUUUCUUUAGCAAUAAUCAUUUCUUUUGCUACUGUGAAAACACUUUCUUUUUUAGUGCAUUUAUUUUCCCCCCUUGAACUAUUUACAGUACUGUCCGAUUUGUCGCUUAUCACCUGGUGGUGGUUCAAGUUAUUGCAGCAGGAAUUUCUUAAGGCACCUUCAGCUCAGACAUACGUUCUAUUAUGAAGACUAUAUAGUGAGUAAAUUGCCUGGUUGUUUUUCCUAACCCCCUGCUAAGAGUCAUUUAUUUACAACUUCCACCUCCCCCAUAGCUCCUUGAUAAGUCAUAUGAGGACAUAUGUAGAUUGCAAGAAUGUAAUGGUUGGGGAAUUAGAAAGGUUACAAAGCCUUAAGAAACUUCAGUGGAGAAAUAAUCAAAUAGCUCAAAGGUGCUACACUCAUGCAGAGAAGCCUAACUUCCUGAAUACCAGUCCAAGAAUUGGUGAAGGAGUUGUUCCAAUCUCUCUUUCUGAUCUAAUCCUUCCCCACCCACCCCAGUUUGAGUAUGCUUUUGAAAUAACUGCAACAGGUUUCCCAGAAAAUGAGGGGACCAAGUUUGGGUGUGGGGGAGCAAGUGAGAGGCAUUGUUCUUAAUAGUUUAGGGCAAACAUUAGAGCCAGAGGUCUAGAGCUGUAGUCUCUCACUUCCAGAUAAGCUCCAGUAAGUAGUAUAUGAUAGGGGGAAUCCAAUAUAGAAAUAAAUGACAUUAAAUACAAUGAAACAUAAAAUGGAGCAUAGUACAAAAAUUAAGCAACCAUGCUAACUUAGACAAAUCAUUCUGUUUUUCUUGUUUGCCUAUUUCUGCAAGAAAGGAAAUCAUCUUGUGUAAUAAGAAUAUCAUAGUUGUAUUCAUAGAGUAUAAUUGCAUGGGAUAAUAAUUCACUUAGCCCAACCCUGAUUUUCUUGCACUGUAAUUCACUAGAGAACCUCUUGUCUUAGAUCAUUGGUGGUAUCACAUAAACACUAGAAACAAACAUCUCAGACUGUCUUGCUGUUAUGUUAGCAGAAUUUGUCCUGGUGGUGCAAAUUUCUCAAAGGGUAGAAAGCUGGAAGUGGGCUGAUACAGUCACCCUUAUGCCUGAUGUCUAUUCACUCUUGAAAAACUAGCACUUAAGGGCACUAGAAGUAAACAUCUCACUGACAUUCUGCAGCUCUUUGCAAACAUUUAUUAGUAAUCAGAAAUUGUAUCCAAAUAUGGUUUCGCUUUCCUUGGAAAUGUUAGUGCAGGAAAAUCUAAAUUUGGAUGGUAGAUAAGGAAGGCUCAAGAGGAGAUGAUGCUAGAUAUCGAUAAGAUUGGUGCUUAUGGUCUCAUUGGUGUGUUGGUCUAAAUAACGGUUCAACUACGGUUGCAGCCGAAUAGGACUAUUUUUAUUGCUAAGCAGGAUUUUGUUUUGUUUUUGCUUUACUUGCAUGUCUGACUAUCUUCUCUUCUUAUUUCAGGAUAUAAGUAUAGUGGAAGAAGCUCUUGUUGAAAGAGUUCUAGAUCGGUCAUUAAUAGAGUAUAUGCAUGUGCCUAAUCCAAAUACGGCGUAAUCCGAUCAAAGUUUGGAAGAUAUACCAAAUGGAUUUGCUACACUGUGAAUUAAAAUGUUGCUUGUAAAGUAUUGUUGUCAACUUCUUUAGGAUUAUAGUUCAGCCUCCCUAAUAACAAAUUAUUUUUAGCAUUGUCAAAAUUCAUUAUUUUGUUAUAUUGUAUAGGCAUGACAAUCUUGAAUGGUUAUGACCUUCUGAGAAGGUAAUCUUGUUGUGACGUACUGAGCUGAGCACACCAAGGAUUCUUCCUGCAAUGUGCACUGAUUAGAAGCAGUUAGGGCCAUCUUUCUGGAUGGGCUGCUACUGCUUAUGAGUAUUUUUCCUCUUCUCAGGAUGUCACUACAUCAAGGAUUCUCAGGAGUGCACAGCCAUGUGAGAGCUGCACCUGAUUUCUAACUGCAUUCACUUAUUUAGUUUCUGGGAAACAUUUAUGCUAAAAACUUGAGUAGGGAUAGGAAACCUUUGACCUUCCAGAUGUUGCUGAAUACUCCCAUCAUUCCUAGCCAUUGGCCACGUUUGCUGGGACUGAUAGGAGUUGUAGUUCAGCAAUAUCUGGAGGGCCAAUGGUUCCCCAAACUUGUCUUAGGUGGUAUCCAAUAAAGGCUGAAAAGUGAAUAGGGCCUAAAUGAGGAUCAAUUAAGCACAUGAAUUUGGUGUGGUAUCAAUGCAAUAUAAAGAUGAGCAAAAUAAUUAAUGCAGCAUAAAACACACCUCAAGGUCUGUUUCUACAACAUCCACUGGUGUUUUAGGUUGCAAUGUAACAAUACUUACCUGGAAGUAAGUCCCAUUGGACUCAGCAGGACUUGUUUGAGUAGUCAAACAUAAUUUUUUUGCUAUUAGUGAGUUAUGAUAGAAAGUAGCAUUUUACAGAUAACCUCGACUUGAUUUAUAUAACCUAAUCCACUACCAAAUUUUCAAAACAUUAAAGGCUGAGAAAAUUUAUCUUCCAAAUUAGCCAUCAAAAAGAUUUAUUUUCAAUGUACCUUCACAUUUGUCAUCAAAAUUAGAAAUGGAUUUUGCCUUGCUUAAUUAUAUUGUUUAAAGAGCUACAUUACAUUGAGAAAAAUAACACUGUCACUCUUUUGAAUAUUAAAAAUUAUUUUUUACUGCCUGUUUCUUUUGCAGCAAAACUUACUAAGAAGCCUCUUGUCUGAAGUUUUUUUUUUUAGUUAAAAAAAAUGUGACCAAAGCUCAGAGCAUCUUGUGACUAUGCUUUCAAAGGGCAGGCCAGAGUUUUCAUGAUCAUUUAGAUGUUGCAAUGCCAAUGAGGGAGAGCAAACAACUGUUUACUUUCUGAAAUGUCAUAAUACCGAUCAGAGUUCAAAAAGAGAAGCUACAGUUAAUGUUUGACAAAUAGUACUAUAUCAUUUUACAGUUCUGAGGACUUCAGUAUAAUUAUUAAUAACAGCAUAUUUUACACGGAUAGAGCAGCUUGAAGAUAAGGUGCAAAUUUUUAGUGAGGGAAAGUAGUAAAGCCAAAACCACCAGCUCCUAAUAAGAGCCUUCCUAUUUUGUUCCAUGCUGUAUUCAGUUGUUGUAGCAGACUAAUAUGACAUACAUAUAUAUUGGUUAAAUAAUGCCUAAGUGUUUUUCAUUGAUGCAGUUAACUGUAAAUAUAUUUUGUAAGAAUUAAAGUGCACAUUUGUACAUA